GCUCUUUGAAACGACGCGUGAGGGCAAUUCUCAGGCUUGACUCGGCAGCUACCAAGAUCAUUCUCAAUUCAAAGUUUUUCUCGAUUAUCGCGGUAGAAACUGAGUUAAUAUUUACGUUCUAGAAUACUUUUAAGAUGUUAACGAAACUUUUGCUAACACUCUAUUUACCUUGCAUUUUGGCCAAUCCGAAAAUAGUGAAUAUUGGUGCAUUAUUUGAUGAUGAUGACAUUAUACAGAGUUUAUUCGAUUCGUCAGUGAAGGAUGUGAAUACGAACAAACGUAGAAAUUCUGAAUCGUCUCAUAUAUUUCUGACGGUCACAUCUAAGUAUGUCAACACUGAUGUGUUCCAGGUCUCAACGAAUGCAUGCGAACUCUUCACCCAAGGUAUUUCCGGUAUUUUUGGACCACAAGAUAAAAUAUCAUCGAAACAUGUACAAAGCAUAAGUGAUGCUAUGGACAUACCACAUAUUACUACAAGAUGGGAUGGGUCGCUAGUUCGUGAAACAAAUAUUAAUAUUUAUCCACAUGCAAAGACAUACAGCAUGGCUUUCUAUAAUAUAAUUCUUGAACUCAACUGGAAAUCCUUUAUUCUAUUGUAUGAAAAUAGUGACAGUUUGAUACGCUCAAGUGAAUUGAUAAAAGACUGGGAAGAUAGGCAACAUUCUGUAACACUUCGUCAAUUGGGAUCAGGUCCAGAUUACAAAGAUGUUUUACGAAAAAUCAAGAAGUCAGACGAUUUUAAUAUAGUCGUAGAUUGCGCGCUUGAUGUUCUUCCAGAAUUACUUACGCAGGCACAGCAAAUUGGUAUUAUUACAGAGAGAUAUAGCUUCGUUUUCACGACACUGGACUUGCAGACUUUGGAUUUGGAAUCGUUUCAGUAUUCAGGUGCCAAUUUCACCGGUGUACGUCUCUUGGAUCCCGAAGAUUCAUACGUGAAAAAAAAAUUUGAAUUGCAUCAACAAGAUUGGGGCGUUUCUAGUCCCUCUGAUAUAAAAACCGAAGCUGCACUAAUGUACGACGCUGUACAAGUUUUCGCAAAAGCUUUUAAACAAUUUAAAAAAGCCACUAUUAAGCCCGACGAGAAGAAGUUAUACUGUAACGAAACACUAAGUUGGGAACACGGAAAUACUUUGUCGAACUUCAUAAGAUUGACCGAAAUGAGAGGAUUAACAGGAUUGAUAAAAUUCGAUACAGCUGGCUUCUUGAGUAAUAUUCAAUUGGAUAUUAUAAAAUUGACUACGAAAGGUUUGACAAAAGUUGGAUACUGGAACAGUACCAGUGGAAUCGAGUGGAUACCUCAAAAGCCGGACUAUGAGGAUCUUGAACAGUCGAACCUCUUUAAUAAAACAUUCAUCGUCCUAGUUUCAUUGACAGAUCCAUACGUAAUGCUGAAGGAAUCUUCUCAAAUAAUGACUGGCAAUGAUCGUUACGAAGGAUUUGCCAUUGACAUUAUUGCUGAACUUUCAAAAGUUCUCCACUUUAAUUAUACCUUCGAGUUGCAAAAGGAUACUAAAUAUGGAUCUAAAAAUCCUGAAACCGGAGAAUGGGACGGAAUGAUCGGAAAAAUACAAAAAGAUGAAGCAGAUCUCGCGAUUACCGAUUUGACAAUAACUUCGGAACGCGAGAGCGGUGCUGAUUUUACGAAGCCAUUCAUGCUCGUAGGUAUCAGCAUUCUGUACAGAAAACCUACCAGUGCACCACCGAGUCUCUUCUCCUUCUUAUCUCCAUUUUCCAAAGAGGUUUGGCUUUAUUUAAUCGGAGCAUAUCUAUUGGUCUCUUUGCUCCUAUUUAUCAUAGGAAGAAUGUCGCCAGCAGAAUGGAACAAUCCAUACCCUUGCAUCGCCGAUCCAGAGGAAUUAGAAAAUCAAUUUAGCUUGGUAAAUGCACUGUGGUUCACCAUUGGAAGUAUUAUGCAACAAGGUUCUGAAAUUGCCCCAAUAAGCAUCUCCACCAGAAUGAUUGCUGGCUCGUGGUGGUUUUUCUGUCUUAUUAUGGUGUCUUCGUAUACGGCAAAUUUGGCGGCUUUCCUUACAGUCGAAAAUCCCAUGAAGACGAUAGAAAAUGCCGAACAGUUGGCCAAUCAAAAAGUCAUCAAGUACGGAGCAAAAAGGGACGGCUCGACUUUAAAGUUCUUCAGGGAUUCAAUGGAUCCAAAUUAUCAUAAAAUGUAUACAUACAUGAGUGAAAACGCGGCCGAAGUUCUGAUGAAGACCAAUGACGAUGGCGUGAAAAAAGUAUUAGAUGAGAAUGACAAUUAUGCCUUUUUAAUGGAAUCGACCUCCAUCGAUUACAUAGCAGAGAGACGAUGCAAUGUGACGAAAGUCAACGGUAACUUAGACAACAAAGGAUACGGGAUCGCCAUGAAGAAAAAUGCACCGUACAGAAAUAUUCUCAGCUCUAACGUGCUGAAACUCCAGGAAAGUGGAUUCUUGAAACAGCUCGAGAUCAAGUGGUGGAAGGAAAAGAGAGGAGGUGGAAAAUGCGACGAAGACAGCAGCUCAAGUGGAGAAGCCAGUGAGCUCGGCCUGGCCAACGUGGGUGGUGUGUUCUUGGUUCUCGCUGUAGGGAUCUUUUUGUCGUGCUUCUACACUGCCUGGGAACUCCUAUGGGAUAUAGGAUGCACUGCGUGGAAGGAGAACCUAUCGUUCAAGGAAGAACUGAAGGAUGAAAUGAAGUUCAUUGUGAAGUGUAGCGGAACAACGAAGCCUGUUAGAAGAAGGAAAGACUCGUCAAAUAGAAGCGACGAAGACAGCACGAGGGGUUGUACACCACCCUAUGAAGCUAUACCGACAGUAAUCACUACCUUAUCGACGGAUGAUCUGUAAAGGGUGAUCGGUGUAUAAUUGCUAUCCGUAGGCAACUUGGUCAUCGAACAAAAAGAAAAAACAGUGUUUCGAUUGUAUUUAAACAGUGUAUCGAAUUCGAUUAUUAUUAAUACUUCAAUCGAUUAUGCUACCAUCGCUUAGUCUGUGCACCCUUGUUAUUUUACUAACGGGAUUUCUCUGGGUAUUGCAAAUUCACCUCCCUGCUAUUCCUUAUUUUUUAAUUUAUGCUUUAAUCGGUACUACGUACUGUCGGCGUGACGUACUUAAUUUUGUAUUUGUAAAAUUUAACAACCAUAUAUGCGAUAAAUUAUUUUUGGCUCGACCUCCAUGAAGUAAAUAAUAUAAAGGUACUUGAAGAUUAUAGCGCAACAGCGUAGAAUAAUCGUUAGACCAUUAGGAUCAUUAUCGUGUUUUGUGUAUUCCAUGGUGCCUGGGCAUUAUCGUAUUAAAAAAAAUUCUAAUGAGCUACACGAAAUGUACAUGCUUGAAAUACAACGAAAAGAUCACAUA
This is a messenger RNA of Cephus cinctus (wheat stem sawfly), 3335 nucleotides long. Its product is annotated as glutamate receptor ionotropic, kainate 2. The record is from RefSeq and is a predicted model, not a curated record. Gene Ontology annotation, cellular component: postsynaptic membrane; plasma membrane. The transcript is spliced from 16 exons. Lineage: Eukaryota; Metazoa; Arthropoda; Insecta; Hymenoptera; Cephidae. Bases 135 to 2825 code for a protein of 896 amino acids. Gene Ontology annotation, molecular function: glutamate-gated receptor activity; transmitter-gated monoatomic ion channel activity involved in regulation of postsynaptic membrane potential. Gene Ontology annotation, biological process: modulation of chemical synaptic transmission; monoatomic ion transport; synaptic transmission, glutamatergic.